Messenger RNA from Adelges cooleyi (spruce gall adelgid), 3644 nucleotides. Its product is annotated as fibroblast growth factor receptor 3-like. The transcript is spliced from 6 exons. Gene Ontology annotation, molecular function: transmembrane receptor protein tyrosine kinase activity; ATP binding. NCBI's taxonomy places the organism in Eukaryota, Metazoa, Arthropoda, Insecta, Hemiptera, Adelgidae. Gene Ontology annotation, biological process: positive regulation of kinase activity; protein phosphorylation; multicellular organism development. Gene Ontology annotation, cellular component: signaling receptor complex. Bases 351 to 2891 code for a protein of 846 amino acids. The record is from RefSeq and is a predicted model, not a curated record.
CAACACAGUCGGUCGGUACUGGUGUGUGUGUUUUUUUUAAAAAUUAUUUUUCGCCCAAAACCGUGUGUCGUGUAUCGAAUGUUUGUAUUUUCUCGGCGCCCAAAAGAUUUGCCAAAGCACAAACCCGAGCAAUGGGUUAGGUAGAUACGGGAAAUAAUCUGGAAAAAAAAAAAAGUGCGCUGUUGUGCGCGAGUGCUGCGCGUUUCGAUAAGCGUGUGCCAUGCGAAACGGCAAAGGAAAUAUUAAUUAUAAUAUCCGUCGGAUUCGUGUAAAUUAAUAGUGUUUUUUUUUUUUGUAUACAUCUUAAGAGUUGACCGCAAUGGAUACGAGACAACACCGACGACCUUAAGAUGCAACUCGCGUGCGGCCUUUGGUGCGGAGCCUUCGUCUUGUUAGCCGUGUCCGCCGUUGCCGCUGCACAACUCCUUAAAGAUGACGAUUGGAUGGUCGUAUUGCCUUCCGGCGAGGUGCGACCCGCGACAGAGCACCGCCGACAGAGAACCGCGGCCCGGUUGACUCACAGGCGGACCACCGGGUUACCGUGGAACCAUCAGCCCGGGCCCACGCCUCCGGAUGUGUCGGCGGACAGUGCCGAGCCCGCCGGUAGUAGGCCGGCGGCGGCUAAGAAAAAGACCAAAUACAAGCGCAUGUGGGACGAACCCGAGGGUCAAGCUUCGGAAAUCCAAAACGUCACCACCAAACGGCCGGACCGGAUCAAGACCAGGAGACGGCUGGUGCCGGCUUCCAGUACUACGGCCAGGACGGCGGUAGUGUUGCAGGAGGACCCGUAUUUCGAUUUCGGUAAAAAAAUCAGGAACACUCCGUCGACGGCCGGAGUAAACGCCGUGGACCUGGAGACCAGGACCUCGGUGAAAUCGCCCGUGAUAGUCUCCACCACCACCACCACCGAAGAGGACCGGUCCUCGUCCAGGAGCGAAGCCCCGUCGGCGGCGUCCACCAGGACCAGGGGUUCGCAGCAGCAGACUCAAUCCCGCAAUCACAACAGCACUUCCCCGAGGCGACCCGAAAACCAGACGGCCGAAUGCGUGUACCACAGGUACACCAGGAGGAACAACAAGUCACGGUCGCAGAGGGACGCAAGAUGUUUGCCAGAGCCGGACGCCAGGACCACCCGGAUACUGUCGACGGUGGUCACUUCGGUCUCGGUGAAGGGAACCGACCGGAAGAACGACACCGGCGACGACUUGUCGACCGCGUCCACCAGUGCCGAACCGCCAAAGUACCUGAGGAAUCGCUACAGGAACAUAUCGUUGCCCGAAUACCUGGAGAUAACCAAAGUCAACCAGAGGCGGUUGAACGCGACCACCACGGCCUUGCCCCGGGCUACCGGUGCCGGUCAAGUGGAAUCUUCGACCAACUCAUCGUCGUCGUCGUCGUACGCUCCCCUGCAGCAGCAGUACUCGGAGGCCGAACAACAAACCGAAGAGUUGCCAGCCACUACCGGCGGACUGUCGACCGACAACCCUUCUUCGCCGCCUCCUACCGACCUGCAAGAUUACAUAUAUUUGAUCAACGGCACGUCCGAGUCGAGUCCUGCCGACGACCCGAGCACUAGGAAUCCGGCGGCGGCGGUCGAAGCCAGACAGAAGAGACCGUCGAAGAAUCUCACCAGGGGCACCGCGGCCGAGCACGACGUCGGAGUGAUCUAUCCCGAGGGGCUGGCCACGUCCACGUAUCUGCUGACGUUUUUGGCCAUCGUCCCGUUGGUGUUGGUCAUAGGGUUCGCGUUCAAAUUGGCCAUCCGCAGGAAGAAGAAAAAGGUGUUCGACAGCUCGGAGUACUCGUCCGAGUACAACCGCAGCCCUCUGGACUUCAACACCAUGACCUCGUCGCCGAUCACCACCAAACUUCCCAGGGUCCCGCAGCACAUCGUCUGGGACGCCGAGAAAACGUGCGGUGUCGCGCCGACGAUGCCCAGCAGCAACAGCCGGUGGGAAUUCCCUCGGGAAAAGCUCAGGCUGCAGACGAUCCUGGGCCAAGGCAACUUCGGUCAGGUGUGGAAAGCCGAAGCCGACGACAUCAGCGGUCACGAAGGUCUCACGCGGCUGGUGGCCGUGAAAAUGGUCAAAGAGAACGCGGCCACCAGGGAACGCGAAGACCUGAUCGGCGAGCUGAGCAUCAUGCAACACCUGGGAUCUCAUCCCAACGUGGUCACGCUGCUCGGAUGCUGCACGGAGAAAGAACCGUAUUUGCUGAUCAUGGAGUACGUCAUGUACGGCAAACUGUUGGCUUUCCUCAGAGACCGGAGGACGCGUUCGCACUAUUUCAAUUUUAGCGAUUCCACCGCGUCGCUCACGUCCAGGGACCUGACAAUGUUCGCUUACUGCGUGGCCAGGGGAAUGGACUUCUUGGGAUCCAAGAAAAUCGUGCACAGGGAUUUGGCGGCCAGGAACAUCCUGGUGGAUCACAACAAGCUGUGCAAGAUUGCCGAUUUCGGUAUGUCCCGUAACGUCCGCGAUACCAAUCAGAUCUACGAGCAGAGGCACACGAAGGGCGCUUUACCCAUACGGUGGAUGGCGCCGGAAUCGUUGCAUUACAGCAUAUUCACAUACAAGACUGACGUGUGGAGCUUCGGAGUGCUCAUGUGGGAAAUCGUCACUCUGGGUUCGACCCCGUACUGCACGAUGGGCGCCAGGGAAGUGAUGAGGCGAGUGCGCGACGGUUACAGACUGGACAAGCCGGCGCACUGCCGGUCAGAAUUGUUCAGGGUGAUCGCCAAGUGUUGGGCUGCCGACCCGUCGAAGAGACCCACGUUCGCCGAGCUCAAACAGGAACUCGGCGCUCUCCUGGAAAAUCCCGAAUUCGAGGGCAGCUACGUGGACCUGGAGAGUCUGGUGGACGAGUCGGACAGCACCAAGGACAGGCAUUAAGGCAGCAGCAGAGAAGCGGUGUGUCUAAAGACCCACUGAACUGUAUUGUACACGGGAGGCGCAUAAUGCAUAUUUUUCAUAUUAUAAUAAAAGUGACCCGCCGUUUUGAAUCAGUUUUCUUAUUUUUACUUACCGCGUCUAACGAUUAUUUAGCGAUUUUCGACGACGGUUUCCGACUUCAUAUUGUUGUUAUCAAUUUUUUUUUUUAAACGCUGAUUAAAGAUAACACGGUGUUAUCAGAUUUUUAUCAUGGAAUAAACGGUAUGUUACACCGUUUUAUCCACGACAGCACUCAAAAUGGCGGCGGAAUCCGUGUGACGCCAUUUUAUUUUCACCAUGCGCUUUUCGUGUAUAUAGUAAGGUACUUGCUACUAAAAAAAAUCGUCCAUCGCCGGAUAUUGUGUGUAAUUUUUUUUUUUUUAUAUCAAUUUUGUACAUAAUAUAAUUAUUAUUAACAUAACGACGAUGGUUUCUUAAGUAGUUUUAUACUUAAACACAACACAACAAUAAUAAUAUUGUAAUGUAUGUAUGUUUUUUUUUUUGUCAAUCGUUUUCGGUGUGUUUCUGGUCAAAACAACAAAUAAAAUAAUAUACCGAAUUCGAGUUAUCGUUUUUUUUUAUAAAUAAAUAAAUAUAUAUAUUUUUUUGAUAUACGAUUUUUAUUUAAUGUCGUCUUGUUGUUAUAUUUUGUCAUUAAAAUUAUUUAUAAUAUAUUAUCUGACUUUUUCCACCCGAGUCUCGAAUAUAUAUAAU